AUGCGCCUCAAAUACAUUUAUCAUGGCAAAGAUACUGUACCACAUCCCUUCCAUGUGAAGUCUAGUUGGAUUCCCCCAGUUCAACGGUCAGUUGCUCUAGAAUCCUAUUUAGAGGAAGUCAAACUACGGCUAACAGAAGUGCCACUAAAUAAACCUAAAAACAAUCUGCCGCCUGGGGAGCGCCGAGCGCUCCGUGAACUUAUUCAAAACAAAGAAAUAAUCCUUACCCUUACGAAAUGAGACACUAUCUUUUUUCUAUCUUAAAGCUAGUUAAUGAAACUAUCAACAAGCUAUCUUGUUUCUAGUUUAUUCCUAUCUUCAUGCCCUGUGUGCCACUAAUAACUAAUUACUAUCUUAAGCCUAUCUUAAUAAUAACUAAUUUCUAGUUAUUUGGAACCAUGCAGAUAGGCUAUCUAAAUACUAUCUUAAAAAGGAAAUUUUUGCAUGGCUGCAAUAAUUAGCUUUUGGAUACACAUAAGAUAGAGUAAAACUAGCUUUUUAUCGGCUAAGAAGCUAGUUUUCGGAUACGUUUUUGCCAAUAAUGACAUCAUUGACAUAGUUAGAAACUAGUCAUUAGAUAGAAGUUAACUAGCAAUUUACAUGUAUUAAUGGCACGAUAGAUAGCAAUAAACUAGACAUAAACUAGUUGAACGAUAGUGUUCGGAUAGCUUUAAACUAGAUGUCUGGUAGCUAAAAGCUAGUGUUUGGAUAGCUUUAAAGCAGAUGUCUGAUAACUAAAAACUAGUCUUUGUAUAGCAAUAAACUAGAUGUAUGAUAUCUAAAAACUAGUGUUUGGAUAGCAAUAAAAUAGAUGUCUAAUAACUAAAAACUAGUGUUUGGAUAGCAAUAAACUAGAUGUAUGAUAUCUAAAAACUAGUGUUUGGAUAGCAAUAAAAUAGAUGUCUAAUAACUAAAAACUAAUGUUUGGAUAGCAAUAAACUAGAUGUCUGGUAGUUAUUGGAUAGCAUUUAACUUAGUUUUUUGAUUAGCUAGAGUGGUUGCACGGAUAAGAAUUAGAUAGAAGCCGCGUAAUAAGUUGAUCAAUCUUAGUGACAUGCCAUAGUUUUAACUUAAACCUUUUAAAAAUAUAAUAAACAGUACAUUUUUAAACACGAUAAUGCAAGUCAUAUUAUAUUGAAAUAUACUUGACUGUUGCCUGUAGCCUAUAGCAAAGGAUUCCAUUUUCAUUAAUGAUGAUUUAUUAGUUCCAUCGCAAGCUGUUCAAAGUUCACAUCAAAUUUGAUACAACUUUAGUAUUUAUAAUAAUUUAUAUAAGAACUCAGCUGCAUGUCUGCGCCACUUUCUAAUUUAUCCACAACACCUUCUUUACAUUGGAAAGCUUUGAUCCACUUGCCUUUCCCUUUUGCUCUGCAAAGAAGACAUAAAUAUUAAAGGUGAACAAUUUGCCAAUUAUAAGAAUAAAGUUAUUCCAUUAAAGAGUUCUUUAUGGUAUUAAUUGUUUUUUAAAUUUAUCGGCCACUACUUGAAUAUCGCGGAUCUAUUCAAGAGGAGCCAUAAACCCGAUGUGCCCUUAGACUGGUUUCUCUUUACAUGUGUAAUACAGAAGAACAAUUAUAGCUAGCCAUGAAAGAAAAUAAAUUUAACCGUCUAAAACCAAACACAAACAACUUUUACUUAAUUGUUUACAGUAAGACAAUUCCGUGCUUCCAAAUAUUUGUUUAUCUUAUCUUAGCGGAAAAGGCGGCGCAUUCCAGUAGCACCGGCCAAGACUUUUAGAAAAAACCACAAGUUAAGCUCCGGAAACUUGAGGGUCACGUCACAUCGAUGGUUUUUUCAUUCAAAAAAGUAAAGAAACAGUAAAGUAAGGAAUUAUAAAAUACGCUUAUAAAAAAAUUUAUCAGUCACUGAAUGGAACAAUAACCACCAAGCUUAUUUAACUUAACCCUUUUUUUUCGAUCAUCAUCAGCCAAAAAACCUCUUGAUAAUAACUGACAAACGGUCUGUGACAAUCUUCUUUAAAAAAUCCUACUUAAUAUCAUUCACGGAUAGUUGCGCUAAAGAAUACGUUUCCCAUAGGACUUUCAAAAGUGAACAAACUAUAACUAGCGCUGACAAGCUUGAUCAGGAGUUAAACUAUAAGGUCAGUGUGCUGUUUGACUUGGCUCCCAGUUGUACUGAAUGUCACACUAAACGUUGGUACCGCUUCUUCAAGAAAAAUUUAAAACGAACAAGAACCCACACAUUACGACUAAAGCAAUAGAAGGUGAAUUAUACACAAACCUUAAAGAAAUGAGUAAAUCCUUUCAGUUUGAUAUCCUCUAUCCACGAUGAUUAGACCUUCGUUCAACCGACCCACGACUUCAACGGUUACUUCCAACGGCCGAAGAUCGAAUGAAAGGCGAUUGUGUUUUCGCGCGAUUUUUUAAUUGAACGAAGACCCGGAUGAAAGGCAGUCAACGGUAUUUCCGUUGUCACGUACCGCACCAGAGAGUCAACUACUGCUUGUUUGCGCUCAUCACGCUUAAUGAUAUCAGUUAUGAAUCCAAAAAGUAACAAAAUGGCUGAGAAAAAGGAAAAGUUCGGUUAUGAAGGACAGUGCAAGCGGAGAAAAAAAUUCCGAAAAGGUAUAUGAUAUCGUGGAGUUAAAGAGAUUUCGCAUUCGUGUCAUCGAUUCGACGUAGACUGAGGAAUGCUGGCGAACUCGAUCCUCAGGCAUCCUCUCCUUGUACUGGAAUAUUUCUAUUUUCAUCCUAAAGAAAGCGGUUCACCUUCAUCAUCUGCGAUCACAAAAGGGAGAUUCAGGUAUUUUGAAAAAACAGGCCUUCUUAAAAUGAGUCAGACGCGAUUGAUCAAGAUUGAUAUUGCAGUAACAGUAUUAUCGUGUCGUGUGGAAGGUAAUCGAGCUUGGCACGAUAAUUAAUUAUUACAGUCCUCCAACACACAACUGAGCACAACGCUUUUUAAAGAAAAAUUUUCGCAAAUGGCUGUUCAAUAUUACAAGGUACUGUUGGUACACAUGUAGGAAACUGAAACGAAAAAAGAAAUAAUCAAAGCAAGCCUUCAUCGAGAAAUUGUGGUGUGGAUGAUGUGAUUCUCUGUGACUUUAUAAGAAAGCAGAUAAAGGCACAACAACCGUCAUAAUGAAAAGAGAGAACAAAAUAAAUGAGGGACAAAAACAGUUGGAUGAUAGAAACAAAUAUCAACCUUUGGAAAAACCAAUGGUUAAGGACACAUCCCAGAGAGUUAAACACCUGAUUAACACUCUACAUAACGAAGGUUUCAUUGACGAAAUGACAGUAAAAUGGUUUAACCAGACACCAGAUCCGCCACGAAUUCCAGUAUUCUACACUCUCACAAAAAUACACAAACCGACUUUAGUUGGAAGACCUAUCAUUUCGGGGUGCGAUGGCCCCACAGAACGCCUCUCAUCAUUUGUAGACAAGCUACUUCAGCCAAUAGCACAAAUACAAGACUCGUAUCUUAAAGAUACGACACAUUUUAUAAGAUUUAUCGAAAACACUAGGGUGCCUAGUAACGCUUUCUUAAUCUCAAUGGAUGUCACCAGCCUUUACACGAAUAUCCCACAGGAGGAAGGAAUUACUAUAGUAUGCAACGCAUACGAAAAAUUUCAUGACAAAAACCCUCCUAUGGCUACACACCUGCUUAAAGAAAUGCUCAGUCUUAUCCUUAAAGAGAACUCUUUCCAUUUCAAUGGGAAAGACUAUCUCCAGACUCACGGAACUGCUAUGGGCACGAAAAUGGCAGUAGCUUUUGCCAACAUUUUUAUGGCAACAAUAGAAAAGGAGAUCUUAAAACAAAGCAGAAGGAAACCACUAACGUGGAAAAGGUUUAUUGACGACAUAUUCUCUUUGUGGGACACAAACAAAGAAGAUAUA
Molecule: messenger RNA, 3857 nt
Organism: Porites lobata
Lineage: Eukaryota; Metazoa; Cnidaria; Anthozoa; Scleractinia; Poritidae
Source: the annotation of a GenBank genome assembly